Messenger RNA from Necator americanus (New World hookworm), 243 nucleotides. RefSeq lists its product as uncharacterized. Lineage: Eukaryota; Metazoa; Nematoda; Chromadorea; Rhabditida; Ancylostomatidae. The record is from RefSeq and is a predicted model, not a curated record. The coding region runs from base 1 to 243 and encodes 80 amino acids. The transcript is spliced from 3 exons.
AUGCUCGCCUAUCAGACGCAUGGCGAUAGUUCGGCACCUCACCGCAAGCUCCAAGGCAUGCUUUCUGCCGAGCCCACCACCAGCUCCUGUCACAAUCGCUACUCUUCCAUCAAAACGAAGUGCCAUGCUCUUACAUUUUCAAAAAUCAGUGAUCAAAACACGCUCCGAAUCAUGUGGAUUGCUGGGAAAGGAGCAACACUGGUGCAGGCUAUCCGUGAAGAAGCUGAUCUUUUAUUAUUUUGA